Molecule: messenger RNA, 3980 nt
Organism: Actinia tenebrosa (Australian red waratah sea anemone)
Lineage: Eukaryota; Metazoa; Cnidaria; Anthozoa; Actiniaria; Actiniidae
Product: metastasis-associated protein MTA3
Biological process (GO): negative regulation of transcription by RNA polymerase II
Cellular component (GO): nucleoplasm; NuRD complex
Molecular function (GO): transcription coactivator activity; chromatin binding; transcription corepressor activity
Source: RefSeq, a predicted model, not a curated record
CGUACAAGAUGUCUGUCUUUGUGUUUUGAUGAAAAUUGAAGCUCUCUGAGCAGUCCGGCCCCACACGACAACACAAGAGUAUUUCAGCUUAAAAACAACGUGAAAAUCUUUUCAAUAAACAACCAAGGAACUAAACAACGGGAUUCUAAGUUAUUUAUAAGGAACUGUCGGUCACUACCGAUUAAAAAUGGCGAAUCCAGCCAACGUUUUCCGGGUUGGAGAUUACGUAUUUGUAGAGACAAAUCCCUCGCUGCCGUACCAAAUUCGAAGAAUUGAGGAGCUGACGAAGACAAGUAAUGGACAAGUUGAGGCUAAAGUACAGGCAUUUUAUAGAAAAAGGGAUCUUUCCUCUACUCUUGGGCUACAAGCAGAGAAGCAUUUGAUACAAGCCGAAGAAGAAGCAGAAAUUGAAAUGGGAGACAAUGAGCUAGAGGAUGUGGUACGGCACCAGUUGGGUCAUCGUGAGGUUUUCUUAAGUCGACAGUAUGAGAAUAUUAACGCAAACACAAUAAGGGGGAAAUGCUUGGUAACACUGUAUAAUGAAGCAGAGGAAUUUCCAAAGUAUUUGGACAAAGAGGACUGGUUUUGUUACUUCCUCGUGUACGACCCGCAACAAAAAACCCUUGUUGCUGACAGAGGUGAAAUGGGUAUUGGAACAGACUAUCAAGCCAGUGUUCCAAAGUCUACCAUAGACAUUAAAAACGAUAACAGGAAUCUUACUGACAUGGAGACCUUGGUGUGGAUGCCAGAUAAUGUAUUAUCUGACAGGGAAAUUGAUCAAUUUCUUGUUGUCGCAAGAUCUGUAGGGACGUUUGCCAGAGCGUUGGACUGCAGUAGUUCUGUAAAACAACCCAGUCUCCACAUGAGUGCCGCUGCAGCGUCAAGAGAUGUCACACUUUUUCAUGCGAUGACAAACCUUCACAAUAACAAUUAUAAUUUGAGUAAAGCAUUAUCUAAUCUGGUACCAUCUGGUGGACCAGUGCUUUGCCGAGACGAAAUGGAGGAGUGGUCAUCAGGAGAAGCAAAUCUGUUCGAAGAAGCUUUACAGAAAUAUGGCAAGGAUUUCAAUGACAUUCAAAAAGAUUUUCUGCCAUGGAAAACUUUGUCCAGUAUAGUGGAGUACUACUACAUGUGGAAGACCACAGACCGAUAUCUACAACAGAAACGUUUAAAGGCUGUCUCCAAAGAAUGCAACCUAACACAGAUUUAUAUUCCUGGACUAGCACCGAGUAACCCAGCACAGCCAGGCAAGAAGCAAACAUCGACAAUCAUCCUGACCCCUCCCCCUGGUGUUACAAGUAAUCUUGUUGGAGUGACUUGUGAGGGGUGCUUUGGUACAUCAUCACAGCAGUGGUACCCCUGGAGUCCAAACAACUCGCAACACAAGCUAUGGCUUUGUACAUUGUGCUGGAUUUACUGGAAAAAAUAUGGAGGCCUUAAGAGACCAGAUGGUUUCUCUGGGCGAGGUCAAGAUGGCCUGGAGCCAAGAUACACAUGCAGAGUAUGUGGCAAAGUCUUCAACAGAGCAGAACGCUUAUCAAAUCACAUGAUUACUCACAAAUCCUACAAGUGUGUUGUCAGAGGAUGUGAUAAGUCAUUCAACAGUAAACCACACCUCCAGAGGCACUUAACAGGAGGCCAUGGAUAUCGACCACCAAGCCCAAGAAAGCUCAAACCUCGCUCACCAUUCUACUUGAGGACAACAUCCUUAACCAGAAUUGCUCGUCGACUCUGUAGUGAUCUCAUUGAUCUGACUCAUGCAUGUAGAAAACCAGGAGCCAACAUGAGCAUUGCUGAAAUCAAGACACAAUGUUUGAAAAGGAUAACUGAUCCCAAACAAACAGCUAUCCUCAAAUCAGAACGUAAAAUGAAGAAACGAGUCCUUGAGAAGGCAGUAGACUUCAUUAAGGCUCAUCCACAGAAACCAAGAAAGCCAUCCAAACCAAACCUGUUACCACUGCACAACAUGAAUGCAGGUGCAGAUAAAACCUCUCCGCCAACCUCUCCUGGGUUACUGGUGACAUCCCCUGCUCGAAAGAUGAUGCCUCCAGUCAAGAGCUAUCUGUCGUCUUCACAGGCUACAACUCCCAAGUCAAGCAACUGGAAGUAUUCUGCCAUUCCUCCUGCUAAGAAUGUUACACCCACAACCAAUCACAUGCUUGCUCGCAAGAGAAGCUAUGAAGGAAGUGGAAUACAACAAAAUGGAAUAGAUAGUCCUGCUCCAAAGAGGUUGAGUGCCACGUCUCCUCUAGGCAAGAAAGGCUGUGAAUGCUCUUACUGUGGCAAGAUACUCCACAACCAAGCAAGUCUAACACACCACGAACAAACGGUUCAUGCCUCUGCAGAAGCACCCAAACAGAGAAGCUACCCAGCCUACUGUGACGUCACUCCCACUCUUGGGCCUGGGUCCAAUAAGAUUGUACCCUACGCCCAACACUCUGUGACCUCUUACAACAAUGGACAAGCUGGUUUAGACCACGCCCAAAACUAUAGUGCACAAAUUCAGAAGCCUAAAUCCUUUCUGGUACCCAAGAAUUCACCCCAGAAGACUGGGGGACUGGUGAAUUCUAACAGCAAAAGUAUGCCCAAGGGAGCCCCUGUUGUGAACAGACGCAGCCUCUCUCAAGGGAAUGGUGCCUAUUCACGUGAUAAGGUGAAUGCACAGUAUAUUGAUCCACCAGAGGAGUUCCAGUUUACUGCAAACCGUAAAAUAAGGAAAGCACGUAAAACAGUCUCAAUCGAUGCUCAGCGAAGGGUUGCACGUCGUCCAUGGAGAGAAGUCAAAUGCAACCCCAAACUACGAGAUAUGUUGCUGGAAAUGAAACCACAACAGCUGAAGGAAAAACUCGCUAAACUUCAGGAACACAGCACGAAACAAAUAACUCAAGAUCUGAAAACACAAGACCAAAUCAAACAAGAAACCAACAAGGAAACAGAAGUCGAGGCCAUUGUCAUUGAUGAUGACUAGACCAUCUUUCUGUCACAAAGACCUCCUUACACAGUUCACGGAGAGGAAGACAGAGCAACGACGAACAAGCUCUCUAUACAUCUGUACAUGGAUGUGAAUGACAUGUAAAUACCAUUUGGUCUGCUUUUCCCUCUCAAGAGUUUAGCGCGAUAGAAUCCUGAAACUUCUCACAGGAACACAGGAUGGACGACCUAUUUAUUUUAGGGAACUUAUUUGUAUGCUACUUUAGAGGACAACCUCAUUGGAUAUCAGGAACCAGAAGAGUGAUGCGUCAAAGAGUAGGAAAUGUGCAUCAAUUGCACUCGACCUUCACGCCUUGUGUUGUCAAAGAACGCCGUCAGAAAUAUUUCUGUCGGGGAUUUUACUCAGGAGUGAAGUAGCGAAUUGGUGACAGCGCAUCGUGGUUCAUCAAAUUUUCUUGAAGUAUCUCCGGGAAUGUUGAUGAUGAGUGAAUAACGAUCAUGAUACAAGAACAGUUUUGCCACCUUGGAUUGGACUAUUAGCUUGAUAAACUGUUAACUGCUAUUUCUUUAUUGACUUAAUUUCACUCGAGCUGGCUAGUUUAAGUGUGGAGCCCUAGGACAAUACUCAGCUGAUGAUUCCAAAUCGUUUGUAUAUGAAGUGUGGAAAGUAUACGAGUGCCGACCACAGGACGAUUUCUUUGAUUACUGAGCUGGCUUGGGCUACUUGUGUUGGGGGCCUCGGCCGCCAUCUUUGAUAGAAAUCCUUUCAUGAGGACUGAAAAUAAGCUUUGACUUGCUAACCAAAACUGCACUAAUGAACAGAUAGCUGGUACUGAUACUGUGUGCCUGUCAAUAUAAUCCUGACUGUCUGCCUUACUUAUUUGUCUGUCUGUCUGUCUGUCUGUCUAUCUGUCUCUGUAUGGUAUUGGUGUGAGAAUCAAUCUUUCCCCUAUUAUUCUUUGAUAUUAAUGAUAUUAUAAGCAUAUUAUGUAGGAAAAUCUUUUUAUUUGUUAAAUUAUUGUAAAUGUCUAACAAAGUCUUGUCAAUAA